Messenger RNA from Capsicum annuum, 545 nucleotides. RefSeq lists its product as uncharacterized. The record is from RefSeq and is a predicted model, not a curated record. The transcript has a single exon. The coding region runs from base 141 to 353 and encodes 70 amino acids. NCBI's taxonomy places the organism in Eukaryota, Viridiplantae, Streptophyta, Magnoliopsida, Solanales, Solanaceae.
UAGAUCACCUUCGCUUGUUGCUGAAAUCCAUCCUUUAUAAAUACCAUUCUCUACAUACCAUUUUUCUUGAGUAUAGAAGCAAAGAAUUCAAUUAGACAGACGAAAAACAGGUUGAUAACAUUAACUAAUAGAGAAAGAAGAUGUCGGAUUGGGGUCCGGUGUUUGUGGCGGUGGUGCUGUUUGUGCUGUUAACACCAGGAUUGCUGAUUCAAGCACCAGGUCGUAACCGAUUUGUUGAGUUUGGCAACUUUCAAACCAGUGGGGUGUCCAUACUGGUUCACUCAGUUGUCUACUUCGCCCUCAUGUGCAUUUUCUUAUUAGCCAUUGGAGUCCAUAUGUAUAUGGGUUCCUAGUAAGCCAUUAUCUAGUCUUAUUAAACUUUUUGCUUGGUGCUUCUGUACUAUAUUAUGAUGUGAUCUGAUGCAUCAUCUAUUUUGAGAGGUCAACUGUUAUUACUAAUUGCCUUUUGUUUUUUUCACUUGUGUGAGAUGUAUGAUUGAUGAAACUUAAACCAACAAUGAUACUCACUAUGUGAUGUUGACUCC